AUGGCUGCGGACUUCGAACCGUCAGCCGGCUUCAUCCCAUCUCUUUACAAACCCCCGGCCUUAUUACCGAUCUCAGAGCAUCGGGAAAGCCUACUAUAUGUGAUAGAGACGCAUGCAGUUACAAUAGUUCUAGGGCAGACGGGCAGUGGAAAGACCACCCAAUUGCCACAAUUCUUGAACCAGGCAGGAUGGUGCGCAAACGGCAAGCAAAUCGCGGUGACCCAGCCUCGUAGAGUAGCUGCUACAACAGUUGCAGCGCGAGUAGCUGAAGAAAUGAGGUGCACUCUAGGCCUGGAAGUGGGAUAUUCCAUUCGGUUCGAGGAUGUCACUUCUGCUGCGACUCGAAUUAAGUUUCUGACAGAUGGUCUUUUGCUGCGAGAAGCUCUUGUAGAUCCUUUGCUGACCCGUUACUCUGUGAUAAUGGUGGAUGAAGCCCAUGAGCGCUCAAUUAGUACCGAUAUUCUUCUUGGAGUGUUAAAAAAGAUCAUGAAAAAGAGACCCGAGUUACGAAUUAUAAUCAGUAGUGCAACUCUUCAGGCCGAAGAAUUUCUUCGAUUUUUUUCAGGAGAUCCCGUUGGCUCCAGCACUGAGACAGUCGACGAUGUAGGCAAGAUUGUUAGUCUCGAGGGCAGAAUGUACCCUGUUGAUCGCCUUUUCCUGGAAACCCCAACUGAAGAUUAUGUUGAAAGAGCAUUUAAAACAGUAUGCGACAUACACACCCAAGAACCUAAAGGAGAUAUUUUGUUAUUUCUUACUGGAAGGGAAGAAAUCGACAUUGCAAUCCAGAGGAUAUCCGAAUACGCCGCUACAUUAGAUGCUAAUGCGCAGCAAUUACUCCCAUUACCACUCUAUGCCGGACUUACAACAGAGCAACAGCUUUAUGUUUUUGAACCCGCUCCAGACAACACUAGGAAAGUAAUCGUUUCCACCAACAUCGCUGAAGCAUCCGUCACCAUUGAAGGGAUUUUGUAUGUUAUUGAUUGUGGCUUCGCAAAACUUCGCGCAUACAAUCCGGAUACAGGUAUUGAGUCUCUUACAUCAGUCCCUAUAUCAAAAGCAUCCGCGACACAACGAGCUGGCCGUGCUGGUAGAACAAAACCUGGCAAAUGUUUUCACCUUUACACCAAGCAAGCCUUUGAUUCUCUCCCAGAGGUAGGCGUGCCGGAAAUUCAACGCUCAAAUCUUGCACCUGUUGUCCUCCAGCUUAAAGCAUUGGGGAUUGACAACAUUGUCCGGUUUGACUUCUUUACCCCGCCUCCCUCUGAACUACUCGCUCGCGCUUUUGAGUUAUUAUACUCAUUGGGGGCCGUGGAUGAAUAUGCAAAGCUCACAAAGCCACUCGGAAUUCGGAUGGCAGAGCUUUCCGUGGAACCCAUGAUGGCAAAGGUCUUACUAAAUGCCUCGUCUCUAGGCUGUUUGAGCGAAAUGCUAUCCAUUGCCGCCAUGACUAGUCUUCAAGGAUCUGUGUGGUUCCAACGGGACGACAACAAGAAGUCCGGGGAAGCCUCUCGACGAAAGUUUGCCGCCGAAGAAGGCGACCAGAUAACGUACUUGAAUGUGUACCAGGCCUUUGUUACCAAAGGUAAGAAGGAUCCGAAAUGGUGCCGGGAUAAUUCUCUCAACUAUAAGUCUAUGCAAAAGGCUGUAAGCAUUCGUGCGCAACUCAAGAGAUAUUUAGAUCGAUUUGGCAUUUCGGUUGAAGAAACCCUAUCUUCUCAUCGCCCUCAGGCUAUUGUUACCGCUGAAAAAAUUCAACGCUGUCUCACCACCGGCUAUUUUGCCCAUGCCGCUAGAAUGCAACCUGACGGUACUUUCGAGAGUGUGAGCGGAGGGCUUACACUCCAUGCGCAUCCAAGUUCGUUGUUAUUUAACCGAAAGGCAGAGUGGGUGAUUUUCCAUGAGAUUCUACAAGCUGGAGAUAAAAUCUUCAUUCGAGAUAUUACGAAGAUCGAGAAAUCCUGGCUUAUCGAAUAUGCUUCUACCUAUUAUCAAGUGAAAGGGUAA
Molecule: messenger RNA, 2004 nt
Organism: Ophidiomyces ophidiicola
Lineage: Eukaryota; Fungi; Ascomycota; Eurotiomycetes; Onygenales; Onygenaceae
Exons: 3
Coding region: 1-2004 (667 amino acids)
Cellular component (GO): catalytic step 2 spliceosome; intracellular anatomical structure
Molecular function (GO): RNA binding; ATP binding
Source: RefSeq, a predicted model, not a curated record